Messenger RNA from Clunio marinus, 213 nucleotides. The record is from the annotation of a GenBank genome assembly. NCBI's taxonomy places the organism in Eukaryota, Metazoa, Arthropoda, Insecta, Diptera, Chironomidae.
AUGGAUUCCAAAUUAUUGAAAAUUGUACUGUUAAUUACGUUUUUUGUAAGAUUAACAAUACUUCAAAUGUGGAAUGGUAGCGGAUUUGAAAUUGGAUCAAAAAAGAAAUUAAACGAAAGUGAUUUAGAAGACUCUCUAGAUUAUCCAAAUUUAAUAGUUCAGCAAAAGGAACGAGAAGGAAAUCUGGAAAAGAUUGAUAGCGUUCCUUGGUAA